AUGGAAAAUUUGGCAAGUAUCAGUAACAAAAAUCCUCAAGACAAUCAAGCUUCGUUGCCAAAGCCCAAGAAAAGAAGGGUAAUACCUAAACUGCAAUUUGAGGAAUCUCAUCAUCAGCCAGAUGAAAAUUCGAUUGCAGAAUAAAUAUAAUAAGAUUAGCAUGAUAUAGUUGAGACUAAUUCAUAAGUAUCUGCUUCAACUUCAAGUAAUAUCAGUAGUCUUAAGACAGGAAAUGGCAAAAUAAAAAUUAUAAAAGGUAUUAAGAGGCCAAACUUAUUAGGAACACAGCAGUCAAUGAGUUCAGUUGGAACCAUCCCAAUUUCAUCAAACUAAAUUAAUAUUGAACAAGAGAUGUCAAAAAUUGCUCCAAUUGUUUCAGAUAAAUUUUAUGUAUCUAAUGAUUUUCAAGAAAUAGACGAAUCUCCCUAGAUUAUUCAGUCAUCAAUAAACCAACAUUCAUUUAUGCAAAUUAAGAAAUCCGCUACAAUGGAUCCAAAUAAUAAUUAAGAUUAAGCUAAAUUGGCCACUAAUGUUGAUCAAAUUAACAUCCAGAUGACAGUGAUGCAUAUUGAUAAUAUGAAGCCUAAUAAAGACGGUACAAUUUAAAAACUGUCUGUAGAGGAAGAGAGCAAAAAUUAAUAGCAGAUUGAGGAGGAAAUGAAAGAAGCUGAAGAAGAAAUUAAACGAUAAAUUGAAUCUGGAGGGAGUGCAGAAAAACCUGUAAUUAAAGGUAAUAAAUAACUAAGCGUAGAAGUUAAGUUAUGUGAUUUAAUAAGAUAUGGAGGAUUAGGAUAAGGAGCAAGUGGGUGCGUAGAAAAAGCUGUACAUAAACCAACAAAGAAAAUUAUUGCUCUGAAAGUUAUACCUCUUCAGAGCAAUGAAAAGGUCAAAAAGUAAAUUCUUCUUGAGCUGAAAACUCUGCAUGAAUGUGAUAAUGACUACAUAGUAAGAUCCUAUGGAUCAUUUUUAAAAGAUGGAUACGUACAUAUGGCAUUAGAAUAUAUGGAUGCAGGUACUCUUUCAGAUGUUGUUAAAGAAGUUGGGCCUAUCCCUGAAAUGAUUCUUGGAAUGAUCACAAUUUAGAUACUUAGAGGACUUGAAUAUCUUCAUAAAACUAUGAAAGUUACGCAUAGAGAUAUUAAACCAUCAAAUAUACUUUUAAACAAAAGAGGAUAGGUUAAAAUUGCAGAUUUCGGUGUUAGUGGCUAAAUGAAUAACACUUUGGAUUGCAUGGUUACGUGGGUUGGAACUGUACAAUUUAUGUCACCAGAGAGACUUAAAGGAGAGCCAUAUUUCUCAGAUACAGAUAUUUGGUCAUUAGGAUUGACAUUAGUUGAAUGUGCUUUGGGUAGGUAUCCUUAUCCUUAUGAGGGUGACGAGAGUAAAGAGUUAGGUUUUUGGGAUAUUGUUAGCUAUGUAUCUGAGAAAGAUCCUCCUAAAUUGCCAAGCACUUUCUCCGAUGAUUUUAAAAACUUCAUUGCAAUAUGUUUAAGAAAAGAAGGUGGUACUAGAUCAUCAGCUUCUGAGUUACUGAGACAUCCUUUUGCAACUAAAUACGACAAAGUAGACUAGAAACAUCUAAAGAGAUGGAUAAGAACAAUCAAUUGA
Molecule: messenger RNA, 1608 nt
Organism: Stylonychia lemnae
Lineage: Eukaryota; Ciliophora; Spirotrichea; Sporadotrichida; Oxytrichidae
Source: the annotation of a GenBank genome assembly